Aspergillus brunneoviolaceus CBS 621.78 is the source of this 1704-nucleotide messenger RNA. Its product is annotated as GMC family oxidoreductase. The coding region runs from base 1 to 1704 and encodes 567 amino acids. NCBI's taxonomy places the organism in Eukaryota, Fungi, Ascomycota, Eurotiomycetes, Eurotiales, Aspergillaceae. The record is from RefSeq and is a predicted model, not a curated record. Gene Ontology annotation, molecular function: oxidoreductase activity, acting on CH-OH group of donors; flavin adenine dinucleotide binding. The transcript has 6 exons.
AUGGAUCCCGAAAUCCCCAAACUCUCCUUUGACCUUGUUAUAGUCGGAGCGGGUGUCGCUGGCUGCGUCCUCGCGAGUCGCAUCUCGCAUGCGCGCCCCCACCUCCGCAUCCUCCUCCUCGAGGCCGGGGUCGACAAGGACGACCGCGUGCUCCCCACCCUCGGCAUCAUGGGGGGCUUCGACUCGACCCUCGAGUGGAACUACCGCUCGGUGCCCCAGGCCCGGGGGUUCGGAGGCGAGGUCGUCAAUCUCACGUCCGGCAAGAUCGUGGGCGGCGGCUCCGCGGUGAAUUACCAGACCUUCACGCGGGGGCCCGCCGUUGAUUACGACCAAUGGGCCGAGCUCGUGCAAGACCCGCGGUGGUCGUGGAGCAGUCUCCUGCCGUACUUCAAGAAGUCGGAGACCUGGUUCCCCUCGGCGGAUCUGCGGGAGCGCGGGCUUCCCACUACGAAUCUGCAUGGCCACGAUGGUCCGAUCAAGGUCAGCCAUGCGACGAACAGCGGCAGGCCGCGUAACUAUCCCCUCCGCGAGACGAGUCGACGGUUCCACGAGCUGCGUGGGUGCCAGCACGCGCUGGAUAUCAACGGGGGCAACCCCGAGGGGUACGCAGAGGCGUUCAACUCCACCUACGAGGGGCUGAGGAGCUAUGCUGCUGGCUACGUGCUCGGGGAGAAUGUCACGCUGUGGACCCGAUCUCUGGUGGAGAAGGUGGUCGUGGAGCAGGGCGCGGCGAAAGGAGUGGUCGUCCUGCGGCCUGUGGGCGAUACCGACACGCAUGAGCGCUUCUACGUCGAGGCGAGCAAGGAAGUCAUUCUCUCUGCGGGCGCGCAGAGCUCGCCCAAGAUCCUGCUUUUGAGUGGCAUCGGCCCUACCGCGGAGCUGGCACGACACCAGAUCCCCCCGAUCGUCGACCUCCCCGUCGGACGCAACUACGCCGACCACCCCGCCAUCUUCACCUACUGGGCCAUCGACCUCCCCAACGCGGUCCUGGGCGAUGGCGAGAUGCAGGGGCCCGACCUCGACUGGACCGCGGGGCUGCCCUACGACUGGAUCUCCUUCGCGCCCGCCGACCAGGGCACCCGCGAGCUGGCCCGACAAUUCCUCCCUGCGGACCAGUACCAGCGUUACUCGGCGCCAGGCAAGCUGCAGGUCGAGGCAUUCACGGUCUACACCUCCGUCGACACAUGCACCCGCACCCCCCUCGCGCCCGGCUGGCCCGGCAAACGCGUCUUCAGCAUCGCCCACAUCCUCGUGGACCCGGUCUCGCGUGGCACCGUCACCCUGCGCUCCGCCGACCCCACCGACCCGCCCAUCCUGGAUCCCAACCUGCUUGCCUCGCCCGUCGACCGCUCGGCGCUGUACGAGUGCGUGCGGAGCUGUGCGCGCGCAAUCCAGGCGGUCGAGGGGCUAAAUGCCGUGGAGUGGGGGGUCGAGGACGCCCUCCGCGGGGACUGGUCGGAUGAGGCGAUUGAGAGUCGCGCCCGGCGUAUGGGCGCGGGUACCGUCUUCCAUCCGUCGGGAACUUGUGCGAUGGGGCAGGUGGUGGAUGGGGAUUGUAGGGUGUUGGGCGUCGAGGGGCUGCGGGUGGUCGAUGCGGGGGUCAUUCCGAUUCCGUUGGCGGCGCAUUAUCAGGCGCCUAUGUAUGGGGUUGCGGAGAGGGUAAGUUACUUUCUCUUGAUGUCGUGGGGGAUAUUGACUUGUUAA